Messenger RNA from Dendrobium catenatum, 1857 nucleotides. RefSeq names its product plastidal glycolate/glycerate translocator 1, chloroplastic. Bases 67 to 1650 code for a protein of 527 amino acids. The transcript is spliced from 8 exons. NCBI's taxonomy places the organism in Eukaryota, Viridiplantae, Streptophyta, Magnoliopsida, Asparagales, Orchidaceae. The record is from RefSeq and is a predicted model, not a curated record.
CCUUCCACGCUAACUCGACAUCAUCCAUUCCUUCUGUAUUCUAAUCCACUGUUUCUCCACACGGCAAUGGUGCUGAAAUAUCGACAGAACCUCGAGUGGCGAACGCCAGUCUUCCCUUCUGGGGACGCUUCCAUGGCUUCCGCUUCUGUAGUCUUACCCUACCCGCCUAACAGUCUCGCUAUACUCGGCCUCAAAGGCCGAGCGCUUGUUCGCUUAAGACCAUGGGUUCCACCUCCUAAGAAGCCCAUCUCCUACUAUUCCUCCUCGUGCUCGACCUCGCUUAUUUCGCCCAUCAUCUCCUCUGGGUUCGAGACGAGACCCCAACGCCAAGUUCUGAUAAGAUCAUCUAGUUCCGAUUCUGCAACAACUGCUUUCAGUUUUCCGAAUGUUGGCCAAAUUCUUCACCUGGCGGUUUCUCUUGGCGUAAUUGUUGCAGCCGAUAAGUUUUUGAAGCAAGCAUUUACAGCGGCGGCGAUCAAGUUCCCGAGCGCGCUUUUCGGGAUGUUUUGCGUGUUUUCGGUUCUUAUUGUGUUGGAUUCUUUUGCUCCUACUGCCGCCAUGUAUGUGAUGAACUUCUUUGAGCCAGCAACUCUUUUUAUACAGAGGUGGCUACCAUUGUUCUAUGUACCGUCGCUUGUUGUCCUACCGAUUGCGGUGAGAGACGUCCCUGCUGCUUCAGGUGUCAAGAUUUGCUUCAUUUUAGUGACAGGUUGGGCAGCAUCUCUCUGUGUUGCUGGAUACACUGCCAUAACAAUAAGAAAAAUUGUGAAGACAGAAAUGAUUCCUGCUGAGCCAAUGACAAAACCUGCUCCUUUUUCAACACUUGAAAUUUUGGUCUGGUCUGCUGUCUUCAUUGCCUCGUUUGUUCUUGCAUUAAUUAAUCCAACAGCUCUGGGAACAAGUGCAAGAACUUUCCUUCCUUUCCUGCUUGCUGCAACAGUAUUGGGUUACAUGGUUGGCUCCCGGUUUCCAGCAUUUGUCAAAAAGAUCUUCCAUCCAAUUGUCUGCUGUGCAUUUUCUGCAGAUUUGGCUGCAAUAGCAUAUGGGUAUUUCUCCCGGUCUGGAUUGGAUGCUGUUCUAGGUAACUAUCUAACUAAGGUGUCAUCUAAUCCUGGAGCUGGUGAUAUUCUUAUGGGUUUUCUUGGAUCUGUCAUUAUUACAUUUGCCUUUUCGAUGUUCAAACAAAGAAAGCUUGUUAAGCGGCACGCAGCAGAGAUUUUCUCAUCAGUGAUCGUCGCAACAAUCUUCUCUUUGUACUCAACUGCAGCCAUAGGGCGCCUUAUUGGGCUAGAGCCAAUAUUAACUGUGUCAAUCUUGCCAAGAUGCAUAACAGUGGCUUUAGCCUUAAGUAUUGUUUCUUUCUUUGAAGGUGCAAACACAUCUCUUACCGCUGCUGUUGUUGUGCUCACUGGUCUGGUUGGAGCUAAUUUUGUUCAGGCUGUGAUGGAUAAGCUUGGUUUUAACGACCCGAUUGCUAGAGGAAUAGCAACAGCUUCCAGUGCUCAUGGAUUGGGUACAGCAGCUUUAUCAGCAAAGGAGCCAGAAGCUCUUCCAUUCUGCGCUAUUGCUUAUGCACUCACUGGAAUAUUUGGCUCUCUACUUUGCUCCAUACCGGCUGUCAGGCAAAGCUUGCUUCUUAUUGUGGGCUAGAAUAUAUCAAGCUUCUUCUUCUGAAGGAAAGAGAGUCUGCUACCAGAAUUUUGAGAGGGCUUAAUGUUGAAAGUUUAUGCUAAAUGCAUCCCAUCAGUAAAAUGAAAGGGAGAUGCCUCUCCAUGAAUGUUCAAAUAAGCUUUUGGAGACAUGAAAAUUCAUUGAUACAAUCAUUUAUUUAAUGUCAGAUCCUAAAUUUCCCUUCUA